UCGCUUCGACUGUCCGAGCGGCCGUCACUCAAAAAUAUUUAUUAUUGUUAGGCAAGAGGUGUGCUGUGGGUAUGUAUGUACGUGUGUGAUUGUGCAUUCGGUAGUGACGCAAGACAACCAACGAUUCUCGGUGCUCGGUGCAGGAUCAAUCGGAUUAUGCCAAGUGCGCCGCUGGUGGCGAGCGUAAACACGACGAGGCGCACAUGAUCCGUUCUCCGUCGCAGUCAUGAGCCGCCUCUGGGACCAGCUGUGGGCCGUCGCCGGCCCCGACGCCCUCAGGUCUUCCUGGAACGACUCGGCGGAUUUCCUGCUGCAGAACAAGGUGGGGCUGCUGUGGCUGUUGCUGCUGGCCGUGGUGGUGACGGUGACGACGCUGCUCGUGCGGAAAUGGAAGAACAAAGGUUUCGUUGCAGACCUGAUCCCGGCCGAGGUGAAGGAGGUGCUGGGCGUGGGCGGCGGGCGGCCGCGCUUCCGCAAGCGGGACAAGGUGCUCUUCUACGGACGCAAGAUGCUGCGCAAGGUGACCAGCAUCUCUCGGCAGGUGCACAGCACGCAGGGCAAGCGCAAGAAGCUCAUCAAGUUCGCAGGCCGAUGGCUGCAGUUCAAGCGCGACGCCGUCCCGGCCCAACUCAAGGUGCUCGAGCCGCCCUCCGAGUACCUCGAGGAGGCCACCACCUCCGGACAGGACGACCGCGUCCCCCUCGACGCUCUCUACAUCCUCCAGAGCAUAAGGGUGUUCGGACAUUUCGAGAAGCCCGUCUUCCUGACGCUGUGCAAGCACGUGGAGGUGGUUCGUCUGCACGCCGGCUCGUACCUUUUCAAAAUCGGUGACCCGGACGAGAACGUGUACGUGGUGCAGGACGGGCUGCUGAAUGUGUACAUCACGGGCACUGACUCGACGACGCUGACCCUGAAGUACGUGAAGAAGGGCGAGAGCGUGACGUCGCUGCUCAGCUUCGUCGACGUGCUCGCCGGACACCCCAGCCCCUACAAAACCGUCUCCGCCAGGGCCAUCGAGGACUCCAUCGUCCUCAGGCUUCCAGUCAAUGCCUUCCAAGAGGUCUUCGAGGAAUACCCUGACACGUUCAUCAGGGUGAUUCAGGUGAUCAUGGUGCGUCUGCAGCGGGUCACGUUCACGGCGCUUCACCAGCACCUCGGUCUCAGCGCCGAGCUAGUCAAUCCGGGUCCGGCGCACCACCAGAAGCGGCGGACGAGUCCGUUUGUGACGUCGCCGUCCAAGAGCAGGCACUCGUGGGUGCAGGCGGAAGGUGAGCAGGCGCCGGAGGAACCGAGCUCGCUCUUCGAGGAACUCCGGCUAAAGGAUUUUUUUCCCUCAGACACGAUGGACGCCGAGUUCAGUCCCGAGGGCACGCAACCGGUGCCCAUCGUGAGGCCGCGGACGCACAGGGCGGCCUCCUCGGCGCACACGCCCGACAUGGUGCCGGAGCUCGACCCCACCAUCUCGCCCCAGCCUCCCGACCUGACGCGCCGCCGCACGGUGCCCGAUUUGAACGACGAGGACACCCUGAUCGAGAUCGCCACGGCUGCCUUCGUCAGGGAGCUCGGCCUCGACGACGCCACCGUGCUCCAGGGUGGAAAAGUUCAGCUCAGGGACGUGCCCGUCGGCACCCACCUCAUGAAGGAAGACUCGCACAAGGACGUGGCGCUGAUUUACGUUAUCUCCGGCAUGCUGACGGUGUCGCAAAAGAGCGCGGUGAACCCGCAGGAGGACGACGAGGUGUACAUGUUCUCGGCGUCGCAUGGCGAGGUCGUGGGUGGGCUGGCCGUCCUCACGGGCGAGCCCAGCUUCUUCACCAUCAAAGCAAAACACUUUACUAGGAUUGCUCUUUUAUCAAAGAGCACUUUUUAUAGUAUCAUGCGAGAACGGCCGAAGGUCGUUCUGCACGUGGCCCGAACCGUGGUCCGCAGGCUGUCACCUUUCGUGAGACAGGUCGACUUCGCCCUGGACUGGGUCUUUCCCGAGAGUGGCCGCGCACUCUACAGACAAGAUAACGAUUCUGACUGCACUUACGUGGUGCUGAGCGGGCGUCUUCGAUCUGUGAUCACGCACGCGAACGGCAAAAAGGAGCUGGUCGGCGAGUACGGCAAGGGCGACCUCGUCGGAAUUGUCGAGAUGGUGACCAAAACCAAGCGGAGCACCACCGUCAUGGCUGUGAGAGACACCGAGCUUGCAAAAUUGCCUGAAGGUCUCUUCAACGCGAUCAAACUGCGCUUCCCGAUCGUGGUGACGCGGCUGAUCAGUUUGCUCGGCCACCGCAUCCUUGGCUCCUGGCAGAAACCCUCCAUCGGCCGUGCCAUCGAUUCCAGGCCAACUCAGGUGAAUUUGUCCACGGUGGCGGUGGUGGGUAGUUCGGACGACGUGCCGCUGACGGCGUUCUCGCACGAGCUGUUCCACGCGCUGGCGGCGACCGGCCACUGUCUGCGGCUGACGUCGGAAUCGAUCCGCAAGUCGCAGGGCAUGUCCAUCCUCGACCCGAACAACGAGUACCGGCUGACGUCGUGGCUGGCCCAGCAGGAGGACCAGCACCGCAUCGUGCUCUACCAGUGCGACACCUCCAUGUCCGCCUGGAGCCAGCGCUGCAUCAGACAGGCCGAUUGCGUCCUCAUCGUCGGACUCUUCGAACGCGGACCCAACGUCGGAAAGAUGGAAAAGGAGGUUGAGCGUCUGGGCAUGCGGACGCAGAAGGAGCUGGUGCUGCUGCAUCGAGAAGGCAGCGCCAAGCCGAAGAACACGGUCGAAUGGCUGAACAACCGCACCUGGAUAUCGCAGCACCACCACCUCAUCUGCCCAAAACGCAUGUUCUCGAAGCGAUCGCAGAACCAAAUCGCGGAAUUGUACAGCAAACUCAUGCUGACGCCGCCGGACAUCCACUCGGACUUUUCGCGGCUGGCGCGCUGGCUGACGGGCACCUCGGUCGGCCUCGUGCUCGGCGGCGGCGGCGCCAGGGGCGCCGCACACGUCGGCAUGAUCAAGGCCAUUUUGGAGGCCGGCAUUCCGAUCGACAUGGUCGGGGGCGUGUCCAUCGGCGCCUUCAUGGGCGGGCUCUGGUGCCUGGAGAGGGACAUCGUCACCAUGACCCAGAAGGCCAGGGAGUGGUCCAAGAAAAUGACGAGCUGGUUCAAGCAGCUGCUGGACCUGACCUACCCUGCGACCUCCAUGUUCACGGGCAGCGUGUUCAAUCAGACGAUCCGCGACACGUUCGGCGAGACGCUGAUCGAGGAUCUGUGGAUCCCGUACUUCACGGUCACGACGGACAUCUCGGCGAGCGCGCCGCGCAUCCACACCCACGGAUCGUUGUGGCGUUACAUUCGGGCGUCCAUGUCCCUUUCCGGCUACAUGCCGCCCCUGUGUGACCCCACCGAUGGCCACCUGCUGCUCGACGGAGGGUACGUCAACAACCUGCCAGGCGUGCUUUGGAGGUACUGCCGCGCCAGCAUGUCGGUGGCGGGCAUUUUCCCGCCCGUUUGCGACCCGCACGACGGGCACUUGCUCAUCGACGGGUGUUACGUCAACAACGUGCCAGCGGACGUGAUGCGCAGCCAAGGUGCGAGGCACAUCCUGGCCAUCGACGUGGGCUCGCAGGACGACAAGGACCUGACCAACUACGGCGACACGCUCUCAGGCUGGUGGCUGCUGUGGAAGCGCUGGAAUCCCUUCACCUCGCCCGUCCGCGUGCCGAACCUGCCAGACAUCCAGACGCGACUCGCCUACGUCUCCUGCGUCCGACAACUCGAGGAGGUGAAAACGAGCGACUACUGCGAGUACAUCCGGCCGCCGAUCGACAAGUACAAAACGCUGCAGUUCGGCAGCUUCGACGAGAUCAAGGACGUGGGCUUCCUGUGCGGGAAGACGUAUUUCGCGGGCCUGCUGAAGGCGGGCAGCACGCUGCCGUACACCAACAGCCGGGCCGAGGAGAUCGCGCCGUGCGCUCUGAGCGCGGUGCUGAGCAGCCGCACCCUGAUCCGGAGGACGAUGCCGGACGCCUCGCCGCACUACACCUUCACCGACCUGGCGCAGAUGGUGUGCAAGGAGCCGAAAUACGUGGACGAAGGCCGGGUGGAGUCGCCAGGUGAGCGCAGCGGACUGCUUCAACGCUUUCUUCUCAAACUUGCAGAGUCGUCGAGCGAGGAGGACUACUACGAGGACGACGACGACGACGAGGACGACACGGACCAGGAGGCGCAGGUGGGCGGCUACGUGUCCGAGCCGACGGUCGGCACCAGCAUGCGCCAGCCCAAGCAGAAGGGCUACUCGCUGUCCGACAACGAGCUCGACGACGCGCGCAUUGAUUGAGCCGCUGAUGCUGCACCGCAACUCUCAAGACUGUACUCCGAGAUUCGAGGCCCAAGCGGGAGCGGACACGCCCCCCCCCCUCCACAAGACCACAAGAGAGUCUCGUGCUAAAGACAAGUGUGAUACACGCGAUAUAGUCAACGUUUGGUUCCUCCAUUUUAUUUGUUGCACGGAUUGUUAGCCAAAGAAUAAAGAAAAUUAUGCGUUGUUUCAGUAUAAA
Cloeon dipterum is the source of this 4535-nucleotide messenger RNA. RefSeq names its product patatin like phospholipase domain containing sws (gene sws). The record is from RefSeq and is a predicted model, not a curated record. Gene Ontology annotation, biological process: phosphatidylcholine metabolic process. Bases 227 to 4315 code for a protein of 1362 amino acids. Gene Ontology annotation, molecular function: phosphatidylcholine lysophospholipase A1 activity. Gene Ontology annotation, cellular component: endoplasmic reticulum. The transcript is spliced from 24 exons. Lineage: Eukaryota; Metazoa; Arthropoda; Insecta; Ephemeroptera; Baetidae.